ACCACGAACCGGAAAAGAUCGCGCAACCCCGCGUUCACAACCCGGAAGUAGAUGCUUCUCACGGAAGCCGGCUUUGGCCCUGCGGCUCCUGCAGUCGCCGCGGAGAAAUUGUUGGAGCUGGCAGCCUAGGAAUGACUCUCUACUCGACUUCUAAGCUCUCUUGGUCAGAAUCCUUGGAUGAGCGUGCGGGACCCUUCCUCCUAGCCCUGUGGUUUGGAGUCAGUGGCUUUGGGACAGAGAGAGGAUGGACAAAGAGCCACAAUUGACUGACUUGCUGCUGAGCUGCUGCUCUUUGGCACGCUACAUUUUGAUGGCAGAGGGAGCAGUUAUGCCCAGAGCCCUGUGUGUCGGCAUCACCAGUCUGACCUGAGCACCAUGUGCUGCACGACAUGACACGUGGCACCGGGAGAACUGCCCAGCGUGGAAGGUCUGGGCCAGAUUCCCAGGGGCUGCUAGAUUCAUCCCUGAUGGCAUCAGGCACUGCCAGCCGUUCAGAGGAUGAAGAGUCACUGGCAGGACAGAAGCGAGCCUCCUCCCAGGCCCUGGGUACUAUCCCUAAACGGAGAAGCUCUUCCAGGUUCAUCAAAAGGAAAAAAUUUGAUGAUGAGCUGGUAGAGAGCAGCCUGGCCAAGUCUUCUACCCGGGUGAAGGGGGCCAGUGGAGGAGAGUCAGGCCGCUGUUCAGGGAGCGAGCCCUCCUCUAGUGAGAAGAAGAAGGUAUCGAAGGCCCCCAGCACACCUGUGCCACCCAGCCCUGCCCCAACCCCUGGACUCACUAAGCGUGUGAAGAAAAGCAAACAGCCACUUCAGGUGACGAAGGAUCUGGGCCGAUGGAAGCCUGCAGACGACCUCCUACUCAUCAAUGCUGUACUGCAGACCAAUGACCUGACAUCCGUCCACCUGGGUGUGAAGUUCAGCUGUCGUUUCACCCUUCGGGAAGUUCAAGAGCGUUGGUACGCCCUGCUCUACGACCCUGUCAUCUCCAAGCUGGCUUGCCAGGCCAUGAGGCAAUUGCACCCAGAAGCCAUUGCAGCCAUUCAGAGCAAGGCACUGUUCAGCAAGGCUGAAGAACAGUUGCUGAGCAAAGUAGGAUCGACCAGCCAGCCCACCUUGGAAACCUUCCAGGACUUGCUACACAGACACCCUGAUGCCUUCUACCUGGCUCGUACUGCCAAGGCUCUGCAGGCCCACUGGCAGCUCAUGAAACAGUAUUACCUCCUUGAGGAUCAGACAGUGCAGCCACUGCCUAAGGGGGACCAAGUGCUAAACUUCUCUGAUGCAGAGGACCUGAUUGACGACAGUAAGCUCAAGGACAUGCGAGAUGAAGUCCUGGAGCAUGAGCUGACAGUGGCUGACCGGCGGCAGAAACGAGAGAUCCGGCAGCUGGAACAGGAACUGCAUAAGUGGCAGGUGCUUGUGGACAGCAUCACAGGCAUGAGCUCUCCAGACUUCGACAACCAGACCCUGGCCGUGUUGCGGGGCCGCAUGGUGCGAUACCUAAUGCGUUCUCGUGAGAUCACCCUGGGCAGAGCAACCAAGGACAACCAGAUCGAUGUGGACCUGUCUCUAGAAGGUCCAGCCUGGAAGAUCUCCCGCAAGCAAGGUGUCAUCAAGCUGAAAAACAAUGGUGACUUCUUCAUUGCCAAUGAGGGCCGGCGGCCCAUCUAUAUUGAUGGCCGGCCUGUGCUGUGUGGUUCCAAGUGGAGGCUUAGCAACAACUCUGUGGUGGAGAUCGCCAGCCUGAGAUUUGUCUUCCUCAUCAACCAGGACCUCAUUGCCCUCAUCCGGGCCGAGGCUGCCAAGAUCACACCACAGUGAGGCGGGUAGCAGAAACCAGGGCAUCCUCUAGCCUCAGUUUCCCCUGUCAUUCCAGCUCCCUUGAGCUGGGAACUCAGGCUCCUGGAAAACCCUUCUACCCAGAGUGGGUAGUGGAGGCCCAACUGCUGGCCCAUUGAUUUGAGCCUUUGAGGCAAGGUGGGAUCACCAUGGGGAAGCAAGGAGAGGCUGGGACCCCUGAGCCUCCCCAGAGCCAGAGCCCCCAUCAUUGCCACAUCACUCCUGUGUCUCCAGUGGGUCAGCUUUAGACUCUUCUUUUUUGUUUUUCUUUUUGUAAAUAAAAAGCACCAAGUUCCAAAGUA
Messenger RNA from Myodes glareolus (Bank vole), 2137 nucleotides. RefSeq names its product microspherule protein 1 (gene Mcrs1). Gene Ontology annotation, cellular component: MLL1 complex; NSL complex; Ino80 complex. The record is from RefSeq and is a predicted model, not a curated record. Gene Ontology annotation, biological process: positive regulation of transcription by RNA polymerase II. Gene Ontology annotation, molecular function: G-quadruplex RNA binding; protein binding. Lineage: Eukaryota; Metazoa; Chordata; Mammalia; Rodentia; Cricetidae.